GUUUUAGGCCUGGAGAGGUCACAUGACAGGGAAAACGAGAAACAACGGACAAAGAUGGCGAAGGCGACGAACAGGAGUAACUGGCUGUCCGGGGUCAAUGUGGUGCUGGUCAUGGCGUACGGCAGCCUGGUCUUUGUCCUCCUGUUCAUCUUCGUGAAGAGACAGAUCAUGAGAUUUGCCAUGAAGUCUCGCCGGGGCCCCCACGUCCCCGUAGGACACAACGCGCCCAAGGAUUUGAGGGAGGAGAUUGACACCCGCCUCUCCAAGGUCCAGGACAUCCGGUUUGAGCCGCGGCUCCUGGCGGAGGGGGACGAGCGGCUGCUGCAGCUGGACACUCCAGGCUGCUACAACUACCUGUACCGGAUGAAGACGCUGGACGCGGUGAAAGAUUCUGACGUCCCAUUCCAGGAGAAUGGCAAAUUCCCCAAAUCUUCGGUGGGGAAGAACUUCCAGUCGUACCUGCUGGAGAUGACGAACCCCAGCUCGCCCUUAAAGGGGGUGCGGAAGUCGCUACUGGACAUCCUGACGGAGGGCUACGACUCUGCACGAUACGGCACGGGGGGUUACGGAAAACCGGAACACGAGAAGUUCAUGGAGGCGCUGGCGGAGUUGUCGGCAUUCGUUCAGUCCAGAGAGGAAGGGAGUCAUAAGCACCGCCAGUCCGCCGCCAAGGACCUGACCGCGUCCCCAGAGACCUCCAGCAGCCCGACCAUCCAGGUGACCUACCUGCCGUCCAGCCAGAAGAGCAAGAGGCCCAAACACUUUCUGGAGCUGAAGAACUUCAAAGACAACUACAACACGCUGGAGAGCACCCUGUGAAGGCCCGCUAGGGCUCACCCACGGCACAAGACGAUGGCAGCCAUGUUGGAGUCACACCGGAGGAGACAACUACAGUCUUCAUACACCUCGGCAGCAGUCCUUAUGGGAGACUGCGGCAAUAUGGCGGACUUUAGGCGCAGAAGAGACGUUAAAUCGCGCCUCCAGCAAAUCUGUAUCUAGAGAAUUCUAGACGCUGUAUAUACAACCAGGUGUCAUCCUCACUGUCCACCUGCGGGGGGCGGGAGAGA
Bufo bufo (common toad) is the source of this 1067-nucleotide messenger RNA. It is a transcript of the gene LTAP1, whose product is annotated as chromosome 11 C1orf43 homolog. NCBI's taxonomy places the organism in Eukaryota, Metazoa, Chordata, Amphibia, Anura, Bufonidae. The transcript is spliced from 7 exons. Bases 55 to 819 code for a protein of 254 amino acids. Gene Ontology annotation, biological process: phagocytosis. The record is from RefSeq and is a predicted model, not a curated record.